This is a messenger RNA of Beauveria bassiana ARSEF 2860, 1761 nucleotides long. RefSeq lists its product as uncharacterized. The transcript has 3 exons. The record is from RefSeq and is a predicted model, not a curated record. Bases 1 to 1761 code for a protein of 586 amino acids. Lineage: Eukaryota; Fungi; Ascomycota; Sordariomycetes; Hypocreales; Cordycipitaceae.
AUGCCUAGCUUUGAUGGAGAAUCGGACGACUCUACAGAGUUUGCCCGCCAUAUGCGCCUACUUCGCACCACCCAAACUGGCGGAACGAGUUUGGACCUGCAAAACACGCCCAUAUUCAACACGGCUGUCAGGAACCGGGCCAGCCAGCUCUCCGGCUCGUCUGACGAUAGCACUUUUAGUCAAUACGGUCUGCUGGGCGGCGUAUCUCCAGACACCAUCGGAGAGGGCACAAACGGCCGGCAACCGUCAGCAAGCGACCCCCGCAUCUUUUACAACGUGACGAGCCCUUCCAGUGUCUUCAUCUGCGGAAGCCAAGGCUCAGGCAAGAGCCACUCUCUGAGCUGCUUGCUGGAGAAUUGCUUGCUGCCCUCGGAUGCGAAUAAACUGCCGCGGCCCCUUACCGGCGUCGUCUUUCAUUACGAUACCUUCAACUCCGAUACCGGCGGCACACCUUCUGAAGCUGCAUACUUGUCGUCGAAUCCUGCUGUCAAGGUGCGAGUUCUAUGUGCGCCAACUAAUCGGGUCAAAAUCGAGAAAAUAUACAGCUGCCUGCCCAAUGUCGUCGUCCAGGAAUUCCGGAUCCACGACUCCCAGCUCAACACCAAGCGCAUGCUUGACCUUAUGGCCAUGGGCUCGGUUGCGGGAGACGCAUGGCCUCUGUACAUGCAUACCGUGACGCGUAUUUUGCGGAACAUGCGUCUUGAACAGCAGGCACUUGGCGAAGAUGGCUUCAGUUACGGAGAUUUCAAGAGGCGCCUCACAGAUGAGGGUCUAGUUGGCACGCAGCUAGGUCCUCUUCAGCAGCGCCUUGAUGCUCUCGAGAGCUUCAUGGUGCCCGACCAUGCUACCCAAACCCGGCUUCGAUCAGGCACAGGAAAGAGAACCCAGAUUGGAAAGUUUGCCAAGGGAGCCAAGACAAUCGAUACAACGUGGACUCCAAAGUCCGGUCGGCUGACAAUUGUUGACUUGUCAUGUCCCUGCAUCACAGACGUGACGGCAUGCUCGCUAUUCACCAUCUGUCUCAGCUUGUUUCUGGAGCAAGAGUCUGAUGUUGGUCGUGUUGUGGCCCUGGAUGAGGCACACAAGUACAUGACAGGUUCUGCCGAAUGUGAGACUCUCACCGAGAGGCUCCUCUCGGCGAUUCGACUGCAGCGCCACCUUGCUGCGCGCGUCUUCAUCUCCACACAGGAGCCGACCAUUUCGCCAAAGCUGCUCGAUCUGUGCUCCGCAACCAUUGUGCAUCGCUUCACGUCGCCCGAGUGGCUCAACACACUCAAGUCGCAUCUCGCCGGUGCCUCAAAGCUGGGUGCCGGUUCAGCCACUGACCCGGACCAUAAUGGCAAUGAGGCCCUUGUGACGCCAACGUUGCGCAUUGGUGGCUCCGAAGACUUGUUGGCGGAUAUUUUUCAACAGAUUGUAUCGCUCCGCACCGGAGAGGCGCUACUCUUUGCUCCAAACGCCGCCAUUGGUGUCCGUCUGGAAAACGCGAGCUCAGAGUAUGAUUCGGAUGAUUCAUCAGUGGGGUCCUCGAGUGGCGAUGAAUCGGAGAGUACAGCGGGGAGUUGGAGGCCAUCCAGGGACUUGACAACCUUUUACAAGAGAAAUCCGAAGACUGGAGUGCUGAUAGCACAUGGUGUGGAAACCGCUGCUUCUAGAGAAAGGCGUGCAACAGACGUGAUUCGCUUGGGAAGCGGAGUACUCAAGAUUUCCAUCCGCCAACGUGUCACGCAAGAUGGUGGUCAGUCAAUCAUGUCUAAGUAG